Messenger RNA from Westerdykella ornata, 4497 nucleotides. Its product is annotated as MED14-domain-containing protein. Gene Ontology annotation, molecular function: transcription coregulator activity. Gene Ontology annotation, biological process: regulation of transcription by RNA polymerase II. Gene Ontology annotation, cellular component: mediator complex; core mediator complex. NCBI's taxonomy places the organism in Eukaryota, Fungi, Ascomycota, Dothideomycetes, Pleosporales, Sporormiaceae. Bases 495 to 4091 code for a protein of 1198 amino acids. The record is from RefSeq and is a predicted model, not a curated record. The transcript is spliced from 2 exons.
CGUCUCCUCCAACAACCACACUCACCCUCAACGCGCGUCUUGGGGACCGCAACCGCCUGAUACGCACCCUCGCUCUCCAUCUGGACGAACCUUAUCUCAUACCCCCAUAUCUCGACGUGCGCAACCCUCUUUCACCGUGAUCGAUGCCCAAAGCAACCACGAGAUAAUCACGGCCAAGCCCUCUACCAGCCGCAUCAACUGCCUCACGUCACCACUUGACGUGCGCUCCACCCUCGCCUUGAAAGAAAAUCGCACACUCUGAAUAGGCUCUCUGCUUCGGUGCCGUAUCGCUCGAACCUACGACCUCCACAAAUCCAAUUGCGGCUCGUUGCGCCUGCCUUCUUUCAUCACCUUCCGCCGCGUGGGCCCAGUUUGUCUACCGCAAGAUACAGUCGGCGCAUACCCCCACGCGAGCGGAGGGAGACAAGGGGAAGGCGGCGGACACUGUCCGGAGCGGUGCGCACGCCCAAGGGCCGGAAGAUCCGGGACGGACUAUGCCAGGCCUCCUCGUCAUGAAUUCGAGCGGCGCGAACGCAAAAGAGGGAGACAGCCGGAAGCGCACAUAUGAUGGAAGACUCGUGAAUGGGGACCGCUCUCCCCACCCACCAAUACCUCCUGUCAAUGGCGCAAGCGACUCCACGACCAUGCAUGGCCCACCUUGUACGGCCCUCUUUGCCAGGCUGGCGGAACAACUGGCCGAGAUGCCCGAGGAAAUUGCUCGGAUAGACCUUGAUGCGUUUACCCCGCUCGCCAAGUUGUAUGAACGCGCUGCGCAAGAGUGUUUCGUCGAACUGAAUGAUACCCUUCAGAGUAUGGCGGAGUUGCAACAGCAGCAGCAGCCCAAUGGUGUAUUGACCAACGGCGUGGGAGCCCAUGUGAACGGCCACCCGGAUAACUCAGAAGGCAACAAGCGGAAAAGGAAGAUGCUGAUGGACUUCGCACAGCGCAAUCGGGCCAGAUUCAUCAAACUCCUCGUACUGACCAACUGGGCGGAGAAGUACGGGCUGCCGAUAUUCAAGCUUGUACACAUCUGUGGAUGGACUAGAGCUCAAGAGUGGGCGCAAGAUCUGGCAGAGGACCGGUUCGGGGGACUCAAGUUCUUCUCUUAUGGCCUUGUCGAACGCAAUCCCGAUAUUCGCACCGCUCUCGAAAUCCUGUCCAAAGGCAAAGCGGAUUGGAUACCUGAUAUGGGGUUGAUUCCGCCCGAACCGUUAUCACCCAGUCAGGCACUCAAGCUGUUCAGACACCUAGACACAACCACCUCCAUACGGCUCAUGACCGCCGAGGACCUUCCGUGGUAUCUCAAAAAGUGGCGCGUCCGGUCGGGUCGUGCUACGUUCACAGUUGAUUCCGAGUUUGAAAUGGAUCUAUUGACCUUCACUGAAGAUGCUUCUGAGCCAUGGUGGUUCACCGAUUUACGCUUCCUCUUCUUUCCAUCCCCGAACAUCCCAUACACAUCCGCCUUCUUCCGCCACCUGAAAUUCCAGCUCGACUACACGCUACGCGAAUUUGGCCUCAAAGGCUGUUUUGAUUUCCUCCAUGACUUUGUCUUAACGCACAAGAUAGGUGUGCUCAAGUCCCAAGCCCUGGAGCUGGUGCGAAGUGGUUGGGCGGGGUUCAUCAAGGUUGAACCCGUGCACCGCGGCCUGGUGGUGCAAUACUGGAUGCAUCGGCCCGGGAAAAAAAGCUGGAUUGAGUUUGGCAUUGCGAAGAAUAGGCCAAAAAACGGCAAGAUUACAUGGCGCGGGGAACCCAUAUCGUCACUGCAAGUUCGAUGGUUCCGUCAGGGGCAACUUGUCAAGGAUGUGGAUCUCAACUUCGAUUUUACUCGUCUAUCAUUGGAGCGUAUGCUCAAGAGGGUCAUCUCUCUGCAUAUCGCUAGCAUUCUACGGAACACGAGAGACGGUUUGCCCCCCAAGAUGACAGCGCAGGCAUCGCUGUCCGGAUGGGACCCUGCUGAGAACAAGCUUGAAGUGUCUCUCGGACGGCAGAGCAACAGCACCACCGUCGGCAUCGAACCAAUCACCGGACAGUACAUCUUACGGCCGCGCACGGCAAUGGCAGCGAGAGCGGAACAUGCCAUCAACCACCUCAAAGAUCCUACAGCUUCUAUAUCCUUGUAUAUCACUCAACUGCUGGCGCAGACACUCCAAGAUGCAAUCUACCGUUGUACUGUUCAGCUUGGGUGGUUGAUGCCAAGGGUCACGGUGCAUCUGAGCGAUCUGAAGCGUGUCACCACCCUGGAUGUUCUUCGUUUCUCUCUCUACUCUCCUGAAGGAUGGUCCCCGCAAUGGGUACUGGCCGCAAUCAUCGAUCCGUCCGGGGAGACUUGGUGGUUGCUUGAGGUGACAACGGCAGAACCCGCGGUUGCUUACGCGGAGCAGUUACAGUUGGAGAGGGAGAAGCCUCCCCUAGCCUCUGCUUCUGCUGGACCAACCCCGUCCUCGGGGUUGAAGAGUAUACCGAUAUCGCGAACCACUCUUGGUAGCAUCGAGAGAGUUGCAGUCCAGCAGCUGACCUUCUGCGUUGCCAGACGUCAACUCCUUGCAAUGCAGGUUCAGAAUCAGUUACGCGAUGACGUGGUCGCACUGACAGAUCCAUCCGCCAAACGUCGCACCGGAUGGGCAUUACAGUUGCGGACGUCGGACAUGCUCCGUCACAAGGACGGUGGAAGCCCCUGGCUUGGCCCUGCUCUCAAUGUUACUUGCCAGGGCUUGUCGGUUAUCCAUCAGAGAGUCUCGCAUAUGGUAACUGGGACCAUGGUUCAAUCAGCAGCCGUCGACAUGCAGAAGCUUAUGGCCGCUUCUCCUCAAAGCAACUGUACAUUCUCCGCCAAUGGCGAUUUCUCCAUGCUUCUUUCGGCGCCGUUUGGCAAGUCGAUCAUCGACGAGCUCAAGGCACGCUUACGAGACGUGGACCGCCUGCGCUCAUUCGCAAUCAUCCUAAAGAAACGAAAGUUGAGGCUUCUGCACUCUUCCCUACAGAGCGUACACUUCCAGUACGGGAAGAAUGACACAGCUACCGUCGAUUUUGGCGACGGUGAAGCAGUCCGCGUUACCUUUCCCCCGCCCAGUGCGCAUAAUCGCAUCGCCAAGUUCCUGAACGACAUCGCCAACGACCGAGCCCCCUUCGAUCCUCCGGAAGGCGCAGUCAACGGCCUGGACCGCCUGUGCGCGGCACUCCUCUACACACGACCGCUGAUCCAUGGCCUUCAGAAGCUGGCGAAUUCUACACCAGGGAACGUGUCAAACCCUGCCAUAUUUUCCCACCAUAUAGGCCAAUAUCGCAUCACUUACGCUAACCCGCUCUGCUCCUUCGACAUCCACUUAAAACGCAAAACGAAUGAAUUGCAAUGGCACAUCGAUGACAACGACAGGAGGCCCAAAGACUCAAAGAUUGGUCUUGAACGACAUCCCAGGCAUGUCCGACUCGACUCUCUCAAAGCUGCACUCAGCGCUAUUUUUAAGACGCCCGGGGAGCGCUGGAAUGGCUUGCGCUUUGCCAUUGUCGCGCAAAUUGAUGGGAUCCCGGAUGCGCUAUGGCAACUUCAUCAGGCUGUUAUUGGAUGUGCGAUUCCAGGUGGAUAUCCGCCGCUUCCACCCGUGGGGUCGGGGACGCUGAAGGCUCCUCCGGGAGUCAAACCCGAGCAGAUGAGAGCGCAUCCGGGAGUCAAGCAAGAACAGAAGGGUGGUUCUGCGCCUAAUCCGCCCCCGUCUACCGCUAACCAAGCCCCUAUGGUCGGGGUUGGUAACAGACUACCUAAUAACAACACUCCCAUACCUGCCAAUCCAGCAGUCAGCAAACCUCCACAACCCGCGCCCGUCAAUAAACCUCCCGGCCCACCCAAUAGUAAACCUCCCACCGCUCCGAACCAGAACACCAUGGCCAAUAGACGUAAUCCCGGUCUCAACCUUAACCUGAAUUUCCCGAACGUGGGACGUGUCCCGCAAGCGAAUAUGGGGAAUCCAAACGCUCACGCAAACGCCCCUGGCGGACCCCAGAAACCACCAAUGCAAGGUAAUCCUAAUGCGGGCGGCCAUGGGGGUGGGGGAGGAGGCACGUCGAAGCAGGAUGUCAUUGAGUUGGAUUAGGGGUUCGAGCUCGCAGUCAAUCAGUCGAUGCAAACUGUUCUAGAGUCGGAGAAAAUGGACUCUAUCUCGGGAGAAUCCGGUGUGUACAUUCUUGUUCCUCAUUCCCCCUAUCGUAUUCCUCACGUUGUUUCACUCGUACUUUGUACGCGGCUCUUGGUUCUCCGCGGGAGCGGGCGUCUGAGAUAUCCUUUCCGUUUUUCAUUUUACUGGCGUGGGUCAGGAGUCGAGGGGACGAAAGGCGUCGAGGGACAGGCAAAACCGUAUCAGUUUUUCUGAGAAAACAUGUGUGAUGUUUGGGCGCGGCGUUCUUGCUGUAAUUUUAUGGAUUUUGGGGUAGGAUUAUCCCUCUGCGAAGUGUCUAGAUGGGAUAAGAUGAAUACGAAUACCAGAUAAUCGUUUCUACGAG